GGCUUUUUAGAGAGCUAGUGCAAGGCUUCGGGUGUCAAGCUAAAUUAAUCAUCCAACAAUCUUGGCUCCUGUCUUCCCAGGUCUGUGGCACUCUUCCUGACCACCUGACCACACACACACACACACACACACACACACACACACACACACACACACACACACACACACACACACACACACACACACACACACACACACACACACACACACACACACACCAUCCCAAUGUCACCAUGCCCAUAAUCAGCAACGCCAACCAUGACUUCGCCAACUACUCGGUCAGCAGUGACAACAGCAGCCUGGACUGCUUCUUCACAGAGAUCCCAGAGACAGAGACGGUCAAGGGAGUGUACUACCAGCGUGCCCAGCUGCUCCGCAACGACCCCGACGGGGCCUGGCCCUCUGUCGACCACACCCUGCAGGCCUUGAUCAACGUGGGGGGUAACUGCUACACGUUCCCCUGGACCACCCUGGAGCAGUUCCCUCUGACCCGGCUUGGGCGGCUGCGUAUCUGCUCCAGCCCCGAGGACAUCGCCGGGCUCUGUGACGACUACGAUGAGACCCGGAGGGAGUACUUUUUCGACCGGAGCCCCACAGCGUUCAGGGUCAUCCUGAACUUCCUGGCGGCCGGGAAGCUCCGCCUCCUGCGAGAGCUAUGUGCCGUGUCACUGCACGAUGAGCUGGACUACUGGGGGGUCGAUCCCGCCCGUAUGGAACACUGCUGCCGCCGGCGCAUGUUGACAUGUGUCGAGGAG
Coregonus clupeaformis (lake whitefish) is the source of this 755-nucleotide messenger RNA. Its product is annotated as potassium voltage-gated channel subfamily G member 1-like. The annotation marks the transcript as partial. Lineage: Eukaryota; Metazoa; Chordata; Actinopteri; Salmoniformes; Salmonidae. The record is from RefSeq and is a predicted model, not a curated record. Gene Ontology annotation, biological process: protein homooligomerization; potassium ion transmembrane transport. The transcript has 2 exons. Gene Ontology annotation, cellular component: voltage-gated potassium channel complex. Gene Ontology annotation, molecular function: delayed rectifier potassium channel activity.